Hermetia illucens (black soldier fly) is the source of this 1630-nucleotide messenger RNA. RefSeq lists its product as uncharacterized. The transcript has 5 exons. Gene Ontology annotation, cellular component: plasma membrane. The coding region runs from base 30 to 1172 and encodes 380 amino acids. Gene Ontology annotation, biological process: sensory perception of smell; detection of chemical stimulus involved in sensory perception of smell. Gene Ontology annotation, molecular function: olfactory receptor activity; odorant binding. Lineage: Eukaryota; Metazoa; Arthropoda; Insecta; Diptera; Stratiomyidae. The record is from RefSeq and is a predicted model, not a curated record.
AUGAUUGCAAAACGUCCCAAUUCACAGCGAUGGAAAGUUUAGAACAAUUUGAUAAGAUUUGUCAUUGGCUUUGCACAAUUGCUACAGCAGUGGGCAUUGAUUACUUUAGAAAUAACGUGUGGAAUUGGAGAAUUAAAACUUGCAUCAGCGUAAUUGUUUUGGGGAGCAUAAGUGUUGUGUACACGUUAUAUAUUGGCCGACAUGAUAUUACCUUGCUUAUAAAGUGUAUUAGUGCUUUUAUGCAAGCAGUCAUGGGUUCAGCAAAGCUAUACUACACAGUAAAAACUCAAAAACGUCAAGAAGGGCUCCUCGUUUUUAUCCGCAAAUUGUAUGUUAUCAACAGCGAAGGAAGUCCAAGGAGAAAAAACAUAAUGCGAAUGUCUAACGCGAAAUAUUUUACCACUAUGAAAGGGGUUAUCGCCAUAUGCAUAAUUAGCGUUAUUAUCGUUGCAGUGUACCCAGCAUAUUCUUUUAUCUACCUGCGGAAAGUUGAAUUAUUUUUCGAAAUACAGUUUGUAGGACAUCCGAUGAGUCAAGGGUCUGCAAGAAUCUAUAUCGUCAAUUAUAUGACCCAAUUUUUAGAACUCUUUUUUGGAUAUAUUGGCAAUAUAUGGCAUGAUGUUGUAUUCUGCACAUUUGUAUUUCAUGUUUACACAUUGGUUGAGCUCCAAAAGGCAGCAUUUGAUGAGGCGAAAGAGAUCGCUAAUGUCAAUAAAUGCGCUUUCGAAAAAAGCUUCAAAAACUGCGUUAUUAUGGUUCAAGACGCGAAUAAUUAUAUCCUGGAGAUUAAUAGUUUAUAUUCAGUUGUUGUGUUCGUUCACGUAGGAUCAGCUUCCGUGUCAAUGGCGCUGAGCCUAUUUUGCUGCGUUGCAACCGACUGGUUAGGAGCGUAUGGAUUUUCAUUGUUUAAUUUUAUCCAAAUAUUCGUCUAUUGUCUUAUCGGAACAUUUCUCGAGAUUAUGAGUGAUGAAAUGGUCAACAUCGUUUAUCAAUUUCCAUGGUAUUCAACUUCAAACGGAAAUAAAAAGAUGUUAUUCUUUACUCUAAUGAAAACUCAGAGAAUAAUGAAGCUUCAAAUUGGUGGACUGGCCUAUUUGAAUGUUAACACUGCUGCAAAUAUCUUCAAGACAAUUUAUUCAUAUUUGAUGAUGCUUCUCAAUUUUACCGAAUGAAUCAUCUUUAUCAUCAUGAAGGAAAGAAAAAAAAAAUUGGAGAAAGAUACCACCGUCACAAGUGCUUUAUGUUUGAUUCACUCACACCAAAUGGAAAAAUGUAUAUAAGGUGAAUAAGGGGUUUAUUUUAGAGUCAAAUCUUAAAAAAUAAGAUACAUAUAGUAACGCUUCAGAAAUAUAGGUCAUGGAAUUAAAAUAAUCAAUGGAGAGAUCUUUAUAUCACAAUUCUUGAUGUUAUUUUAUUUACACCAUUUGCAAGACAAAUUCACGAUUCAUGAAAUUAAAUUAACGUCUAAUCAUAUCAAAUUAUCUCUUUCGUAAAUGAAAUCAAUUCUUUAACAAAUUAAAUUAAACCUUUAAAAACUGAAUGUGUGACAAUUGAGCAUUACUUAGCAAGUAGACCGAAAUUGACUUAAAAUAAAUACAAAAAAAAAAACGCAUGAGCCUUUCGCAACAAA